CCGAAGGCCUCGGCGAGGAACACGUUGGGCGUCAGGAGCCAGGCCAGGAGCGGCGUGUAGCGUGCAACAUCCAAAAGCGGAUCAAAUUUGUGGGACAUGGCACAAGGAAAUAAUUAUGGGCAAAGCAGCAAUGGGGUGGCUGAUGAAUCCCCAAACAUGCUGGUGUACAGAAAGAUGGAAGAUGUCAUAGCCCGCAUGCAAGAUGAGAAAAAUGGGAUUCCUAUUCGUACGGUGAAAAGUUUUCUUUCCAAGAUUCCCAGUGUCUUUUCUGGUUCAGAUAUUGUCCAAUGGUUAACGAAGAACUUAUCGAUAGAGGACCCAGUUGAAGCUCUGCAUUUGGGAACUCUGAUGGCAGCACAUGGCUAUUUCUUUCCAAUCUCAGACCAUGUUCUAACCCUGAAGGAUGAUGGCACCUUUUAUCGAUUCCAGACACCCUAUUUUUGGCCAUCAAAUUGUUGGGAGCCGGAAAACACAGACUAUGCUGUUUACCUCUGCAAGCGGACAAUGCAAAACAAAGCAAGGCUAGAACUAGCAGACUAUGAAGCUGAGAGUUUGGCCAGGCUACAGCGAGCUUUUGCUCGGAAAUGGGAAUUUAUUUUUAUGCAAGCUGAAGCACAAGCAAAGGUUGACAAGAAGAGAGACAAGAUAGAGAGGAAGAUUCUUGACAGUCAGGAGCGAGCAUUUUGGGAUGUGCAUCGUCCGGUGCCUGGCUGUGUAAACACUACUGAAGUGGAUAUAAAAAAAUCUUCAAGAAUGAGAAAUCCACAUAAAACAAGAAAGAUUAAGCACUGGCAAAUGCAAUUAGACAGACAUAGAUUAAAAAUGUCAAAAGUUGCAGAGAGUCUAUUAGCUUAUACAGAGCAGUAUUUGGAAUAUGAUCCUUUUCUUGUGCCCCCCGAUCCCUCAAACCCUUGGAUAUCAGAUGACACCACUUUCUGGGAACUGGAGGCAAGCAAAGAGCCAGGACAGCAGAGGGUGAAACGAUGGGGAUUUGGCAUGGAUGAAGCUUUGAAAGACCCUGUGGGAAGAGAGCAGUUUCUGAAAUUCUUAGAGUCAGAAUUCAGUUCAGAAAAUUUAAGGUUCUGGUUGGCAGUAGAAGACCUGAAGAAGAGGCCUAUCCGUGAAGUUCCCGCUCGCGUCCAAGAAAUCUGGCAAGAAUUUCUUGCUCCGGGUGCACCCAGCGCUAUCAACCUAGAUUCAAAAAGUUAUGACAAAACCACUCAGAAUGUGAAGGAACCUGGAAGAUACACGUUUGAAGAUGCUCAGGAGCACAUUUACAAACUGAUGAAAAGUGAUUCUUAUCCUCGUUUUAUACGAUCCAGUGCCUACCAGGAGCUGCUACAGGCCAAGAAAAAGGGGAAAUCGCUCACAUCAAAGAGGUUAACCAGUCUAGUGCAGUCCUACUAAAAGGAUCACCUUGUAGCAUGGAAGCAGACUCAAAUCAUUAUACAUACUUUGUAGCUCACUGAUUGCCUGACUCAGAGGACAGUAGAACAAGAUGUUGCAUGAGCAAGGACCUGACUUGUUUUCUUUUGUGUAUACUAAGGCAUUACAGACUCCGAGGGACUCUCUAGCCUUUCGAUGCCUCCAUUUCGAAAACUGUCUGCUCACUUCCUCCUUCAUAUCAAGCUGGAUCUGUGUCUUUUUAUUUUCUGCAAGCUCAAGUACAGUGAAAAAAAAGCUUCUGCUAGGCACAGUUUAUUAAAAAAAAUACGUCAAUCAAAAACUGGAAGAAAUGUAAAAAAUGCAUAUAUUAAUAAAUAUACAUAUGGCAUCACAUUUAUUGCACAAUAAAUUAGCACAGAAGGUUUCAUUUCACUGAUGUAUUCACAUUGAGAAAGAAAGCCUGUGUCUUUGUCUGUUGUCUGUAUAUUCUCUGUUAAUGUUUCUUGCAUUUAUUUUUAUACCAUAUUUAAAAAAAGAACACCUUUUACUCCAGAUGUAUUAAAGUUGAUCCUUUCUCUGUAAAUUUGUGUAUGUUUAUAUUGUUGUUUUAUCUUUCAUUAAA
Sturnus vulgaris (Common starling) is the source of this 2008-nucleotide messenger RNA. NCBI's taxonomy places the organism in Eukaryota, Metazoa, Chordata, Aves, Passeriformes, Sturnidae. The record is from RefSeq and is a predicted model, not a curated record.